CGACCGCCGCGCGCGAUGGGACCGUCGUGGGUCCCCGUGGACGACGUCCUCGCGGCGGCGACGACGAGGAUGACCAGCGGCGAGCUCGUCCACGGCGCGACGUUCGACCUGUUCGCGUCCAUGUCCGCGAUCACCGUGGGCGAUCGAAAGAUGGACGUCGGCGUCGAGGGCGGCAUGGACGGUCUGGCGCCGCCGUUCCAGACGUCCGAGAAGCUCGUCGCCGCGGGGCGCGCGCCGCUGGAGCUGACCGACGAGGAGCAAAUCUACGUCUUCGACGCGCUCCUCGCGUGCGAGGCGACGUGGCACUCCGGCCAGUCCCUCGCGGUGUCGAUAUACACGUGCCUGUACAUGCACGACUUCGACCGCCUCGAGGCGUCGUCCUCGCCGGUGACGCGCGCGUACUUCGACGCCGUGCGGAGCGACGUCGCGACGGUCCGGAACGCCGUGAGCUUGGGCGACGUGUGGGAGGAAGAGGAC
Micromonas pusilla CCMP1545 is the source of this 477-nucleotide messenger RNA. RefSeq lists its product as uncharacterized. The annotation marks the transcript as partial. Gene Ontology annotation, cellular component: NatC complex. Gene Ontology annotation, biological process: N-terminal peptidyl-methionine acetylation. Lineage: Eukaryota; Viridiplantae; Chlorophyta; Mamiellophyceae; Mamiellales; Mamiellaceae. The transcript has a single exon. The record is from RefSeq and is a predicted model, not a curated record.